Molecule: messenger RNA, 422 nt
Organism: Staurois parvus
Lineage: Eukaryota; Metazoa; Chordata; Amphibia; Anura; Ranidae
Source: the annotation of a GenBank genome assembly
UCCCAAAUUCACCCAGAUGGAGAAUAAGACGUUUAUAAUCCUGAGAUCAAUGAGAUUCCCUCACACAGACAGAUCAAUAAUCCUCCUGUCAAUCAAUACCCGGGCCAGUCUAUCAUCUCGGAGGUGCAAUCCUCCCAAUCAUGGGAUUCAGGUGUUCCAAUCCCCUCCCAAUCAUGGAUUCAGGUGUUCCAAUCCCCUCCCAAUCAUGUGAUUCAGGUGUUUCCAAUCUCCCCUCCCAAUCAUGGGAUUCAGGUGUUCCAAUCCCCUCCCAAUCAUGGAUUCAGGUGUUCCAAUCCCUUCCAUAUCAUGUGAUUCCGGUGUUCCAAUCCCCUCCAUGGACACAGGUGUAUACAAUCAAGCCCUAGGCAUGCAGACGGCUUCUACAAACAUUGGUGAAAGAAUGGGUCGCUCUCAGGAGCUCA